This is a messenger RNA of Lactuca saligna, 432 nucleotides long. The record is from the annotation of a GenBank genome assembly. NCBI's taxonomy places the organism in Eukaryota, Viridiplantae, Streptophyta, Magnoliopsida, Asterales, Asteraceae.
AUGUCUAGAGAUCGUCCAGGAGCAGAAUGUCAAAAGCUAUAUUUUCAUCUUAAAGACAAACACUUGUAUACUACUACUUGUCUAGAGAUUAUUUUGGAGCUGGUUAUGAAGUUCAAGGGCAACCACAAGGAUGACUUAAAAUGUUUCUCUGAUAUGAUCACAUGGUAUAUCCAGUUGUUGAGAUACAGAAAAGCAAAGAUGAGUCGAGGAGCAGUAGCGAAGAGGGGAAAGAAGAAGAUUGCGACAUUCGUUAUUGAUUGCGGGAAGCCUGUUGAGGACAAGAUUAUGGAAAUUGCGUCAUUAGAGAAAUUCCUUCAGGAGAGAAUUAAAGUCGGCGGCAAGGCUGGUAACCUUGGAGACUCCGUUACCAUUUCCCGUGAAAAGAACAAGAUCUUCGUCACUUCCGACAGCAACUUCUCGAAAAGGCAAUAA